Molecule: messenger RNA, 2964 nt
Organism: Plasmodium gonderi
Lineage: Eukaryota; Apicomplexa; Aconoidasida; Haemosporida; Plasmodiidae
Exons: 1
Coding region: 1-2964 (987 amino acids)
Molecular function (GO): metal ion binding
Source: RefSeq, a predicted model, not a curated record
AUGAAGAUGUCAGUAACCCUUCGUCAACAUUUUUGGAAGACAAAGUUGUGUCCGCUUCAUAUGGAAAAUAGGUGCAAGGAAGGAAAUAAUUGUGACUAUGCUCAUUCUAUUGAAGAUUUGAGAUCUAUUCCAGAUUUGAAAAGAACCAAGUUAUGUUAUAAGUUGUUAAAAGGUGAAAAAUGUUUUAAUAAAAAAUGUAAUUAUGCUCAUAACCAAGAGGAAUUAAAAUCUGCGCAGAAUUUGUUUGCGUAUAAAUCUUCUAUGUGCAAAUUUGUAGCCAAUAAAACGUGUUUAAAUGGGUCAACAUGUCGUUUUGCCCAUACUAUUGAUGAAUUAAGAGUGCCAAGAAUCCCAGAAAUUUUGUUAGAAAAAAAUAAUUUAGAAGUUGAAGGAGAAAAUGACUCAAUAGCUUGCGUAAGUGGUAGAAAUAUUAUAAAUGAAUUAAAUAAUAAUGGAGAUUGCAUAAACAAAGAAAAUGCAGAAAGUGUUGGAAGCAUGCAUAGGAGUACUAAUGAGAGGACCGAUAGUAGUAUUAAUGAAAGCAAAGAAAACAUUACGCAAAAAUUUACGAAAAAUUUUGAUUUGAUUCUCAAUAACUUCCAAUCAAUGCAAAUUACACAAAAUGAACACAGGUAUAACAACACUAAUUAUUUGAAAAACUAUAGUACAAACAGUGGUUUUCAUCGGAACACAAAUAAUAGGGAAAAUAAUCAUAAAGAUGAAAAGAAAAGAAAGGACAAAAAUAGAAAUAAAGAAAAGCAAUUAAAAUCCAAAUUGAAAAAAUUUAAUUAUGUAAAAAAUUAUGAACAUAACCUCGCUAAUUAUGAUGCAGUUCCAAAUAGUUACGCUUCGUCUUCUAAUAAAAUGAAAAGUGUAGACGAGAGAUAUAAAUUUUAUGACAGCAACACGACGAUAUCAUCAAGUUUGAACUGCGCGAAGGUAGAGAAAAACGAACAAAUGAAUGAUCAAGCCUAUGUAGGUAAGACAUUUGAAAAAGUUGAUUUGAAUGAAUAUUAUGGAAAAACAGAGGAAUGUAUUAGAAGAUGUUCCAAAGAGAAAAGUGCAAAGGGGAAUGCAGAUGAGUGUGUAAAAGGAAGCGAAAAUCAAGAAAGAGAAGGAGAAGGAUGCGUAGAACUGAGCUAUAACAAGAAUCGUUGUAAUGAGAAUGGUGGUAACUACAAGCACGGGCAAGUUCGUACAAAUGAAUCUAACAAAAAUAAAAGUAAAAAAAGAAAUGAUACCAAGAAUUAUAAUGUGCAGAAAAAUGCCCCCACGUGCGAUAUAAUAAAUGGGAAAGCAGGAAAUGGAUAUAUGGCACAUGGCAAUACAGGAAAUUGCCAUAUGUCAAAUGACAAUGCAACAAGUGGUAACACAGAAAAUAGUAAUGUGCCAUACCCCACGAAUAACAAAUAUAUGAUGAAUGGCCAAGAAAACCAAAUAAAUUAUACUGACUACAAUUACAAUAAUUAUGUAAACCCCUUAAUAUACAACAAAGUGAUGCAAAUGAAAUUCAACGCAUUUAAUCCAUAUAUUAAUUAUAACCAAGUAAAUAAUAGUGCAUGCAAAUAUGAUGGUGCCAUCAUGUCUAAUCAUUAUCAGCAUUUUAUGAAACCGAAUGAAUAUUUCAUGUACGAUCAUCAAACGAAUAUACAACAUAUGACCCCAAAUUAUUAUGCUAAUUAUUUGUAUUUUUAUGCAAAUCCGUAUAACUAUGAUCAUUGUGCAAGGACAAAUAAAAUGAAAAAUGCAGAUAAUUCUGUUGGAGAAAAGUUCAUCUCUACUGGGAAUCAGAAACAGAGUGUUCCUAAAAAAGCUACUCACUUGAUGGAAUUUAACAAAAGCAAUGACAGGAAUGGAAAUGAAGAAAAUCAAGGUGAUAAAACUUUCGAUAAAGAACAUAACUAUUGGGGAACAUAUGAGGAGGAGCUAGAUACCUCUGAGGAAGUGUCAGAUGAGGAUGACGAGAGCUGUGAUGAAUUCGUAGGUGGUAGGGACAACGAUGGACCCGAAAUCAGCAGAGAAGAAAGGGUGAACGUUACAGAUGAGACAGAAAAUGGGAUAGAAAAUGGGGUAAAAAAUGGGAUAGAAAAUGAGGUAGAAAAUAAGGUAGAAAAUGAGGUAGAAAAUGGGACAGAAAAUGAGAUAGAAAAUGAGAAAGAAAAUGAGGCAGAAAAUGAGAUAGAAAAUGAGACAGGAAUUGAUCCAAAGAGUGAACAACUAGAAAAAUCUACCCAUCACACACAAAGUAGGGAUGGAAACACAAACACGGAUUUGACAAAGGCAGGAAAAAUAAAAAAGAAUAAGGAGCACAUAAAACAAUGUAGCGUAUCAGAAUUGAGAGGAAAAAAUGAGCACACGAAAGAAAAUAUGAACAUAUGCAUAAAAAAAAGUUAUCAUGGAAAUGCAAACAACAACAAUGCAGUGAUAGAAACAAGCGAACGGAAUAAAUUUCGAAAUGGUAAUUUAAAUGAUGAACGAGUGAAACAUACAAAGUCAAACAUGAAACAUAAGAAAAACAAAAUGUCCAAUUUUGUUCCCCUAAACAAUAAUGAGAACAAGAAUUAUAACAGAAACAUUUGUCUGAGCAAUGAGGAAACUGUGUAUAAUACAAAGAGAAAUGAUAACAAUAUCGAAAACAUAAAGCAGGGUACAGGUGGAACUUUUGGGAAUAGUACAAAUGCCAAGAGUACGAAAAAUGCACAAUUGCAAUUUAAUGCGCAUGCGAAUCCUUCUUCCGUGUAUAGCUAUAUACUGAAUGCAAGCAAUACAGAAAAUACAAAUUGUGAAAAAAGAUUUAUGAAGCCAUCAUCAACUCCUAUGGAUCUAUAUCUUAACAACCAAUAUCACAUGAAUCAACUAGCCAAUGAACACAUGAUGUACAACUUAAACAAUAGAAACUAUGGUUAUUAUUACUGCCCCUACGUCCCCUCGGAUGCCUAUAACGAUGAAGUUUAUUUGAACUAG